AUGCUGGGCAUCGGCCGAGGGUCUCGAGAAGGCGUUAUUUCCCUCGAAGCGUCGAUCAAGAACUGCGGUCGGACAAAACAAUGGAGCGUAGCACUGCGGUUGCUCCGCGAAGGACUUCGUUUAGGUGUGCAACUUGUCCCAGGCCACUACAUUGCGAUUGCCAGCGCAUGCAGAAAAGGCGGGCAAUGGCAACACGCGCUUUCAGUGCUCAGUGACAUGUGGGAGGCGAAGCUGGAGCCCGACGUCAUCAGCUACAGCGCUGGGAUCAGCGCGUGCGAGAAGGGCGAGCAGUGGCAGCUGGCGCUUGCGCUGCUGAGCGAGAUGUGGGAGGAGAAGCUGGAGCCCAACGUCAUCAGCUACAGCGCUGGGAUCAGCGCGUGCGCGAAGGGCGAGCAGUGGCAGCCGGCGCUUGCGCUGCUGAGCGAGAUGUGGGAGGCGAAGCUGGAGCCCGACGUCAUCAGCUACAACGCUGGGAUCAGCGCGUGCGAGAAGGGCGAGCAGUGGCAGCGGGCGCUUGCGCUGCUGAGCGAGAUCGCUUGCGCUGCUGAGCGAGAUGUGGGAGGCGAAGCUGGAGCCCGACGUCAUCAGCUACAGCGCUGGGAUCAGCGCGUGCGAGAAGGGCGAGCAGUGGCAGCGGGCGCUUGCGCUGCUGAGCGAGAUGUGGGAGGCGAAGCUGGAGCCCAACGUCAUCAGCUACAGCGCUGGGAUCAGCGCGUGCGCGAAGGGCGAGCAGUGGCAGCGGCGCUUGCGCUGCUGAGCGAGAUGUGGGAGGCGAAGCUGGAGCCCAACGUCAUCAGCUACAGCGCUGGGAUCAGCGCGUGCGAGAAGGGCGAGCAGUGGCAGCGGGCGCUUGCGCUGCUGAGCGAGAUGUGGGAGGCGAAGCUGGAGCCCAACGUCAUCAGCUACAGCGCUGGGAUCAGCGCGUGCGAGAAGGGCCGCGUGCGAGAAGGGCGAGCAGUGGCAGCGGGCGCUUGCGCUGCUGAGCGAGAUGUGGGAGGCGAAGCUGGAGCCCAACGUCAUCACUACAGCGCUGGGAUCAGCGCGUGCGAGAAGGGCGAGCAGUGGCAGCGGGCGCUUGCGCUGCUGAGCGAGAUGUGGGAGGCGAAGCUGGAGCCCAACGUCAUCAGCUACAGCGCUGGGAUCAGCGCGUGCGCGAAGGGCGAGCAGUGGCAGCGGGCGCUUGCGCUGCUGAGCGAGAUGUGGGAGGCGAAGCUGGAGCCCAACGUCAUCAGCUACAGCGCUGGGAUCAGCGCGUGCGAGAAGGGCGAGCAGUGGCAGCGGGCGCUUGCGCUGCUGAGCGAGAUGUGGGAGGCGAAGCUGGAGCCCAACGUCAUCAGCUACAGCGCUGGGAUCAGCGCGUGCGCGAAGGGCGAGCAGUGGCAGCGGGCGCUUGCGCUGCUGAGCGAGAUGUGGGAGGCGAAGCUGGAGCCCGACGUCAUCAGCUACAGCGCUGGGAUCAGCGCGUGCGCGAAGGGCGAGCAGUGGCAGCGGGCGCUUGCGCUGCUGAGCGAGUUGCGGGAGGCGAAGCUGGAGUCCAACGCAGCCAGCUACAGCCCUGCGAUCGUCGCUCUGCUCCGCAGACGCGAUGCGACAGGCUAG
Messenger RNA from Prorocentrum cordatum, 1599 nucleotides. NCBI's taxonomy places the organism in Eukaryota, Dinophyceae, Prorocentrales, Prorocentraceae. The record is from the annotation of a GenBank genome assembly.